Molecule: messenger RNA, 825 nt
Organism: Punica granatum (pomegranate)
Lineage: Eukaryota; Viridiplantae; Streptophyta; Magnoliopsida; Myrtales; Lythraceae
Source: RefSeq, a predicted model, not a curated record
UUCCCUCUCCUCCUCCCUCUUCCCAGGACGCAGAGUCGCAGAGCUUCCGAAAUGUUAUCCAUGGCGAUACAGUCCACUGUCGACGCCUCUUCACUGAAGUCCUUAGCUUUCUCCUGCGCGAAUAUCUCCUCGAAGCCCACCAUCAGAGCCUUCAUCCCCGCUGCUCGUUCGAGCUCGCUGUCCCGUUCCCAGUGCAGACUGAGCCACCGGAGGAGCUCGAGGAGAGAACUCAGAAUCUCUGCUCCGGUCGCUGCAGCAGCGGAUGCUAUCGUGGCAGAAGCGGAGGACACAGACGAUUCUUCCUCCAAGGUUCCGCUGGAGACAGAGAAGCUUGGAGUGGUUGUGAAGCCAAUGGCGAAACCACGGCUUGUGCUGAAGUUCAUCUGGAUGGAGAAGAACAUCGGGAUCGCGCUCGAUCAGAUGAUACCAGGCCAUGGAGCGAUCCCACUGAGCCCCUACUACUUCUGGCCGAGGAAAGACGCGUGGGAGGAGCUCAAGGUGCUGCUCGAGACCAAGCCCUGGAUCUCCCAAAAGCAAAUGAUCAUCCUCCUCAAUCAGGCCACCGAUAUCAUCAAUCUAUGGCAGCAGAGCGGUGGAGACUUGUCGUGAGCUUCUCUUAAGACUCAAGAACAUCUGUACUCACAGACGAUUCAUUCAUGGUUCUCGCCGCCUGAGGUUCUUCAAAAGUUAGAGCAAUGCUGUAAUUUUCACGGUGAAAAUUUUUGCGAGCUGCUUGUAUAAGAGUUACCAAAUGGUGCUUUCUGUUAUAUGUAUUAUUUGCAAUUAGUUAUGUAACCCAUUCAAUCAAAUCGGCUUUCGCUAUAA